GAAGAAAGCCAUAAAGUGUUGUGGUGGAAGAAACAACACAUGACCAAAGAACUUAUCAUUGUCCCAUAAAGAAAUGACAUUUGAAUAACCACCAAUUUCUUUUAUUAAAAAUAUAAAAAAAUAGCAAGCCAAUAAGAAGUGAACUGUUUUCAUCUUUUUUUCUAACCAACAAAAAGCUUCAUGAAGAAUCUUUAAAUUAUACUGAGAGAUUGAAAGUCAAAAACAAUCACGAAAGAACUUGAAAAGUACAUAAAUAAUCUUAAAACUCAGAAGAAUGAAAUAAAUUACAAAAAAUAAAAGUGAAGAAUUGAAAAAUAAAAAAUAAAAAAGAAACUAAAAAUUUAUAAUUUUAUUAAGAAUAUGAAAUUUACCUUAUUUUUGUUUUUAAUUGCAGCUUCUUUUGCACUUUAUGAAGAAGAUUUUCUAGACAAUUUUGAAGAUGACUUAGAUGAUUAUGAAGAUUUCUUUGAUGAUGACGAAGAAGAUUUUCUAGAUGAAAUGGACGAUGAAGAUGAUUUUGAUGACUUUGAAGAAGCAGAAUUAGACGAUGUCAACAACGAUGAAAAUGAUGAGUAUGAAUUAGAACAAGAUGCUGGUGGAGCUGACCCAAAUGCCGCACAAGGAGGCGCUGAUCAAAAUGCUGCACAAGGAGGAGCUGAUCAAAGUGCUGCACAAGGAGGAGCUGCUGGUUCAUGGUCACAAGAAGCUGAGAACCAAGGUGGACAAUCACCUAAUGCCAUUAUAGUUUCUGCCCAACGUUUAAUCGCUGAAAUGCAAGCUACUAGAUAAACAAAGUAUUGGUUCACAACAGAAAUAAAACAAUACCACUGAUUUAAUUAUUUUUCAAUCUUAUUUUUUUUUUAUUAAAGUUUAAUCAUUAUUUACUUAUUAAAUCAUUAACGCACAAUCAAUUAUUUCUUUUUGUCAUUAUUUGUUUCUUUAGACUUUUUAAAUUCUUUCUUCACAUUAGGUUUCUUAGCUUCUUUCUUUGAGUCUUUAUUAUUUUCUUUCUUUUGUAUAGGUUUCUUUUCUUCAGAAUGUCUCUUAUCCUCAUGGAUAGGUUUCAUAUUUUGUUCUGUUUCAUGAAUGAAUUCUUCCAUAGUUUUUGUGUUAUCAUUAUCAAUAAAAGGGACCUUUUUCAUGUUUAAUUUUAAUGAGUCAUACUUAUGUUCAAAGUUUUUCCAAUCCUCUGUCAUCU
This is a messenger RNA of Entamoeba histolytica HM-1:IMSS, 1198 nucleotides long. RefSeq lists its product as uncharacterized. The record is from RefSeq and is a predicted model, not a curated record. Lineage: Eukaryota; Evosea; Mastigamoebida; Endamoebidae. The coding region runs from base 361 to 789 and encodes 142 amino acids. The transcript has a single exon.